Nematocida parisii ERTm1 is the source of this 1865-nucleotide messenger RNA. RefSeq lists its product as uncharacterized. Lineage: Eukaryota; Fungi; Microsporidia. The record is from RefSeq and is a predicted model, not a curated record. Bases 21 to 1865 code for a protein of 614 amino acids. The transcript has a single exon.
GCAAGUUAUAUUCAGGUGACAUGAGAGAAGAGUACAACAAUAAAAGAAACAAGAAUUUAAUACGCAUUCGCCAUAAACCGUCGUCAUGCCGAAGCCUAUUAGAAUACGUAUGGACUUCUAAUCAGCUGCCACCGGUUGGUCAUGACAAUAUGUCUAUAAGAAAAGAAUUUAUUAUUAUAAUAGUUGCUUUAUGUAAGGUAUACUGUAAUGUAGGAAUCAGUGCAUAUAAGGGUUUACAUACCAAAGAAAUAGGAAAUGAAAUGUGUAUAAAAGCAAAUGGGUCAAUAUCCCCCAUAGGUGAAUUUAUUUCUGAGAAGUUCAAUUUAAUGUUUGCAAUGCGGUUUUUAUCAUCGGGUGUAGAUGCAAAUUACAGUCUAAGUGUUACAGAUGAUGAAAAUAGUGAAAAUAAUAUAAAAAUAGAGUCAACAAGAGACUAUAAUAAGGAUGUGGCAUAUAAAAAACUCUCUAAUGAAGAAGAGAGUGAAGAAAAAGAGAAAAAGACAACAUAUCUUGAAGACUACCACCAAACAGUAAUCGGGAUGUUUCCUUCUCUAACUGGAAGUUUGUCAAUACAUACUUCUAAUGAUGAUUCAUUCAUUAGAUUUCUUGAGUUUGAGCAUGUGAGUAAGCAUAAAAUUGAUAUUUUAGCUUGUUUAUUUCUAUUAGCAGAAGGAGCGGAUAUACCACUGAAAGUAGAACAUAGUAAAACUGGCCCAGUGCUAGUCUUGAAAGAGAUUAUAGCAAAAUCUGAGAAGGAAAAUAAACCAGAAAACACGCAGAAGAGUGAAGAGGAAAAAAAUAAAUUCUCUAUAACUAUGAAAGGUAUGUGUAGUAUAGAGAAGGAAGAUAAUACAUUCAAGGAUAAAAAUGUGUUACAAACAAGAGCAGCAGAUGUUAUAAACUUCUUUAUAAACAACAAAACAAACCCAGAUAUACGAGAAGGAGGUGAAUAUGCAGAGCCAAGAACAUAUGAAGAGUUUAAAACCGGUAAGUUUUUAAAUAAUGCAAGGUGGCUAAUACAGUAUUAUAUAUUCAAGUAUUUGGAUGGUGAAGAAAAAAUAAUUGAGUUUGCAAAGACAGUAUAUUCUAUGCUUAAGGAUUGUAUAGAACAGAAAAAGAGUGAAGGAUCAAACAACGAAGUGAAAUAUCUUGAAAGCAUUAUUAAUAAGUGCUUUGUGAAAUCCAGUAAUGCCAAUACAAGUAAUGCAAAGCAUAGAGCAGGUAUAUUAACUACAAUAUAUAAAGAGUCUCCUCUAGUAAAUAUAUUUCCAUUUAUAGGUAAUGUAAGUGCACCAGAAUAUAGAAGUGUUCCAUCAUAUAAUAGAAAAGAAGAUUCCUUUGAUAGUAGUAACAUAUACAGUAACUGUGUUGAGGCUGGAUUGCUUAGCUUGUUUUGCUGUUUAGCAUAUGAUCCAAAGACUAAAGAGUAUAAUAUAGACCAUAUGGGAGAAGUAUCACCGGACUUGAAAAGGUUCUUUGAUACGUACAAUAAACAACUGGAGACUGAUACAUACGAGAUGCAUAUAGAGUGGAGUAAAGUAGUGGCGGAUCUAGAGAAUGAGAAUAUUAGGUAUCUAAAAGAAAAUAGGAAUGAGCUUGCGCCUGGUAUAAUAAAUAUGCUAUAUGUCAUUGCUGAAAUAACUGGAAGAUAUUCUGAAGAAGAAAAGUCUCUUAAAGAGCUCAGUACUCUUUUAGAAGAAGAUGAUGAUACAAAAAAGGAUAUGCUAUUUAAAAAAGUGAAAUUAUACACGAAAGAAUUAAUUUUAUCACUCUCCAAGAAAUAUACUGUAGAAGAAAACUCGAAAUUAGCAAGAAGAGAAAUAAAGAUAGAAAUUUUAAAGAAUGUCAAAAUGCUCAAAUAUUAA